ACGAUAUCAUUUAUACGUCUUUUAUUUACUUAACAUCAUACUCUAAUUAGACUAUCACACUAAUGUAUUCAUAAAAGAUCAUUAAAGUCAAAAAAUAAAAGUUCAUAUUGUCUAAGAAUAUUGUAACACAUAAAAAGUAUUAAUAAAGUAAUAAAUUGAACUGUUUGCCAACAAAUUCAUAUAAAAACCAAGAUUAUUAUCUACUUACUUCAGUGGCUCAGCUACCCUAAGUGGAUCUUGGUUUCGGUUCAGCGGUUAAACUCAAUCGAGUACACGAGAUUCUUUUAAAUCUUUGGCGACUUAACUUUUCCACCAAUAUCUUGAGCGAACCACCCUUCGUUCUACGUGUCUCAGCCAGCGAAGUCAGGUCGAUUUUUUUUCCCCGAUUAUAUUACACUGGACACUAAUUCUUCUAUUUCUUUUUUGAACUCAUUUACGAAAACAUUUUUGUCUAAUUGAAGUAAUGAAAACGAAAAUUUUCUUUUAAUUCCAGAGGAGAGAAAUUAUAUGUCACAGCGGACAAACGAGGCGAAAAAGGAGGUUGCAAACGACCUCUGUGCUGGACGCUCCUGGGACUGGUGAUCGCGACAAUAGUGGCGUUGAUUGUACUCGCAGCCACUGGUGUACUUUUCGCAAACUCACCAACGACUGUUGAACAAUACAACUCGUCGAUUAGUUCAGCGCGAGCACUCGGAGGCAUCGACAAUUUCAAUCAAGACAAACAUGACGACCACGCGGACCACGGCGCACAAACUACAACUGAACAGACGCAAAACGACGAAGGUCUCGAAAGCUCUGAUGAAAUAGCCGACGCUUCUAUGUAUGGUUAGUGUACGCAUUUCAAUUAACCGAAAAUAUCGCUAAACUAAAAAUUCUACAUCAUCAUUAUCAGCCCUUUUACGCCCCACUGCAGGGCUAAGGGAUUCCUCGAUUUGACACGCCGCUAAUGCAGUUUAUUCCAAAAUUAGAAUGUUAUGAAACGAAACUGACAAAUGAAGCACGAGGAUCUUUAUUUUGUAAUAAGUUUCGUAACAACUACAUUCAUAUAAAAUCAGAUAUUUAAAACAUAUAUUCUAGUACCUAUGUGUCUCUUAGUACCUAUGUACCUAUUUUAACAAUGUCUGUUUCUAUAAAUAAAAGAAUCUAAUUUGUCUUUUCCGACAGUGCCCCGAACAGUUGAAGGUGAAUUGACCAUAGACAAUGAAGAUUUCACUCCUGAAAUGCAGAAUCCUGAUAGCCCAGAAUAUCAACAAUUUACCUCUACAUUCAAUGAGGCAUUGAAAAAGGCUAUAUUUGAUCGAAACACUAUAGAAAAGGGAAACAACGAUAUUACCAUUGAAAUCAUAGAAAUCAAAAAAGGAUCAUUAAUAGUGACCUAUAGAAUUCACUGGACUCCGAAGGCAAAUUCAGAAUCUAAUGAAGAGUUACUAACAGCAAAAACAUUACGGAUGAAAUUGAACAACUAUCUCUCUAAAAACGAUAGAAUGAUUAGCACUUAUCAUGUAGCAGAAAACAGAAUUACAUCAAGGCCUGUUCUAGAUAUGUGUAAAUUAAGCAAUAACGAAUGUCAAUACAAAUGUGAAUUCGAUGAAACCACUCUAGAUUUCACAUGUACUUGUCCACCUGGUAAAGUGUUAGAUAUUGCAAAUCCCAAGAAGUGUAUUACACUCUUCCCAGACUCCGAACCAACGGAUUCCCGUUUUGAUGAAAAUACCAAACAAAAAGAUGUAAAUUUCGAAAUGAGUACAAACCCAAGUACAACAAAACCGGUUUCAGAAGAAGAAAAAUCAGAUGAAUUCGAAACAGUGAUGAACUUCCAAAAUUCGAAUCCAAAAUCUCAUGAUUCUGAUUCGACACAAGAAGACGAAAACGUCGUACUUCAUAAUAGUCAUGCACCUGAACCUGCACCAGUAGCAGAACCAGAGCCUACAUCUGAACCGACAUCCGAACCAAUUACAGAGUCUACCUGGUUCGGUAUGAACGCAGAAAGGGUUGACCUACCUUCCAAACCAGUUUCCAAACCAUCUGCUGAACCAUCUGCGGAACCGACAGCUGAACCAUCUGCUGAACCAACCACCGAACCAACUGCUGAACCAUCUGCCGAACCAUCCGCCGAACCAUCAGCCGAACCAGCCGCCGAACCAGCCGCCGAACCAGCCGCCGAACCAGCCGCCGAACCAGCCGCCGAACCAGCCGCCGAACCAGCCGCCGAACCAGCCGCCGUACCUACCGCCGUACCUACCGCCGUACCUACCGCCGAACCUACCGCCGAACCAGCAGCCGAACCAGCCGCCGAACCAGUCUUCGAACCAGUCUUCGAACCAGCCGCCGAACCAUCCAAAGAAGCAUCUGCCGAACAAUCUGCCGAAUUACCAGUCUUACCAUCCAUAGAACCAACUGCUGAACCAUCCGCUGACUCAAAUACUGAACCAGCCGCUGAACCGACUCCUGAACCAUCACCUAAGCUAGUGGCUGGACCAGAAACAGAACCUACAGCCGAACCACAGCCGACUUCAGAGCCACACACAUCGGCAGAGUCUGUAACGACUACACCUAUAACUUUAAGUGAGCCUGCAACAGAUUCGUCAUUUGAAGUGGAAUCAGCUUCGGAAUCUACUCAACCGAAUAUACACGAUUUCGUGCACAUAUUCUCGAAACUGCCUAAAGGAUCUUCAAUCGAAGCGGAAACCACCGUCGAACCCGAACCGUCUACGGAACCUACGCCGAUACACAAAAUUCCCGGAUAUCUUGAAUCUACUAUUUCAAAUAAUAUGGACUCUUCGGAUGAACUAGAGUCACAUAAAACUAAUGCAACUGACGAGCCUUAUGGCAGUUACGAAACUGAACGAACUUCUCUUGAAAUAAGUCCAAAUGUUUAUAAAAAUGAAUAUAUACCUAAUAAAGUAACUUCAUUAGAAACAACUACAAUAAAUGAUGGCCAACAACGUGUAUACGAAACCAAAAUCGAACCGACCACAGAAAGCGAUUGGCUAGAAAAUGGUAAAAACUAUAUAAAUAUAAAUAAUCCUGAUGUAUUUACUCAAUCACGGUCAUUUUCAUCAGGAGUCAGUGAAAUAUUAGCUGAAAUUACUACAGAAAACAAUAGUGAAGACAUUUCUUUUCACAAUAUAAUAAACAAAAGUAAGUCAAAUUCAGAUGAAAUUACAACUAUGCAGAACGAGGAAAAUACUAAAAUGCCAUUAGUGGAAAAAUCAAACAGCGAAUCUACAGUUUUAGUAACUACAUCUACGCCUACACAAUCUAUAAAUGAAUCUUUUAAUACAAUGAAGAUUUCCGGAAAUAUUAUGUCUGAACAAACAACACCGAACGGCAAUAAUUCAAAUUCAACUGACAAUAUUAUGGAUCUCACAACUACAAGUGGUCCUGAAACAGACACUGAAUUUUCUUUAAAUGCGUUAAAUAAAUCUGAAGAAGAUAAGCACUUAAUGGACGCUUUAAAGACUGUAACUGCAAAUCCUAUGGCAUCAAAAAUUUCAACGACAGAAAAAGAUUCACAGGACGAUAGUGUGGAUAUAACCUUUGAAGAUAUUAACGCACCAGUUUCUUUCAACCGUUCAUCAAAGUCCAUACUCAAUGAAAGUACAACUCAAGAAUUAUCAGAAAUAAAUAGCACUACGGAGUCAGAGUGGCUAGUAGAAAACAUCACAGAAGUCCCAUAUGACGAAGAUAUGAACAAAAUGAAAAAGAUCAUGACAACUGAAACUUCCAUAAACAAGGCAGAUGAACUUACAAAUCAAGGCGACUUUGAACCUGAUUACUUCAGCAAUAUGGGCACUACUAAUAACAAAAUGUCUGAUACUGACGUACCUAUAUACGGCAUGAUACAAGACUAUGACGGUGAUUUACGAGUAAAAAGGGUUAAUGAAGAUGAAGAAAUGAACGCCACUCCGGUAAUGCUGGAAGAGUUAAUGACAAAGUCAAAUUUAAAAGAAACUACUACUGAAGUAAUCUCUACGGAAAGCUCUCAGAAUAAAUCUGAAACUACAACAAUAACCGAAUAUAUUUACAAAACUACUGAACAAGACGCAAUUUUGCCGACUUCAGAACCACAACCAGCCCCUGUUUGGGAACAACCUGAAACAGGUAUGGACUUUAGUGUUAAAGAAUUACCGUCUAAUUUAACCAAAGAUCUUACAACGAUAUUAACAAAUACUCCUGAAGAAAUAACGUCGAUUCCCGAAACUGAAACUGAAAAUAAGGAAGAAAGUUAUGAACACAACAGAAAUAUAACGCAGAUUAGAAAUUUGAACGUCAACGUAUAUGAAGUGUCUAGUCAUAAGGAAAACAAUACCUUUUCCACCACAAGUACAAACUCCCACUCAGCAGAACACGAGGAACCGGAAUCAGAAAACCCUUUUUUGCCAGAAGUCGAAAACAAUAAACAUCUGGUUAAGAAAUUACAGGAAGGGCAUGAUAUAGAACCAACUAGCGUAAAUGAAACACAAAAUGAAAACGUCGAAGAACAUAAUAUUAAUAUAUCAGACUCACAAUCAUCUUCAAUUAAUGAAGCAGUAACGACUGUGACUACACAUAGUGAGAGUGGUGGUGAGACGGUUGAGGAUAAUGGAACUGAUAAUUUAAGCAACGAAUCACAACCAGAAAAAAUGAAUAACAUGUCAAACGAUACAGAAGUAUCAAAAUCUGAAGAAGCAAAGAUGAGAGUGGGUACUGAACAAGUGGACUCUAUGGAACAAUCAACUUCACUUAUAUCUUUCCUGUUGGACACUGAUGAUUUAGACAAAAACUCAGUGACUACAAAAACAGACGGAAUAAUUAAGGAAUCAAACUCAAUUUCAGACGAGCUCAGUGUUAUCCCUGUAGCCAAAAACAUUCCAGAGACAUCGUUGAAAAAUUUUGACAAAGAAACCAAUCAAAAACUCAAUGACAUCGCAAGUGAUUCAACAAAAAAUAGUGACAGGACUCAAAAAGUCGUAUUCAGCAAUCAAAAUUCGAUACUUAAUGCGGCGUAGUGCUCGCUCACUUUAGUUAGUUGUAUGCAGUAAGUUUUUAAUUACUGUUAUGUUUCCUGUGAUGCUAUAGUAACUGUCGAACAACUUAUUUGAACUAUAAACAGUUUACGCCAAUGUAAAUGCAACAUUUUAGUUAUUGGUAUUUAAUUUAGGUACUUAUUUGUUGUGUGAAUACAAAUGUAUCACACAUAUUCAAUAGUGCCUAGGUGCCAACUCACCUACUACCUUAUGAGGAAGAUAAUUGUUGAGUAUGUCGAUAUACCUAUAUAAUAUUUUAUUAGACUAGUCAAUCUAGGAAAGAGUCAUGUCAUCUUGAGGUUUAGAUUUAUUUAUUGCUUCAAUAAUAAUUAUUUGCAGAUCGGUGCAAGUACCUCGCUUUCAUAUUUUUCUGAAUUUCCAAAUUUAUAUGUAAUUAUUUUCUCAAGCACAGGAGAAAUUUAGAACGUAUUCCUACUUUAAAUUGUUACCAGAACUAAAUGUAUAUUGUAGUUAUUUUAUCAAAAAUUACGUAACAUCGUAAAUGGGUGAAAUAAAUUAUUUCACUGUGUGAUGAAAUAAGAUUCUGCCAUGCUGUAAUGUGAUAACUUGCAGAUAUUAUGGACAAUCCAUUCGCACUUAUUUUAACUUAGAGGGUCUGACUGUAAUAUAAUAAUUAAAAUAGUAGUUGUUAACUAAGAUAUAUUUUGUAUAAAUGGUUGAAAUUGUAAAGAAUUACGUUGUAAAUAAAUUUAAAGUUAAUACAUAAAUAUGUGACUUAUUUAACAACUUAUCACUAAUUAUCACAAACUAUAAUAAGUACUUUUUAUAAAUUCAUACAAUAGCUACUUGUAGAUAAAGGAAACUAAAUAACACUCACACUUAAUGUCAGUUUAAGGUCUUCGC
Molecule: messenger RNA, 5873 nt
Organism: Diatraea saccharalis (sugarcane borer)
Lineage: Eukaryota; Metazoa; Arthropoda; Insecta; Lepidoptera; Crambidae
Source: the annotation of a GenBank genome assembly